Hippocampus comes (tiger tail seahorse) is the source of this 4938-nucleotide messenger RNA. It is a transcript of the gene aak1a, whose product is annotated as AP2 associated kinase 1a. The record is from RefSeq and is a predicted model, not a curated record. The transcript is spliced from 18 exons. Lineage: Eukaryota; Metazoa; Chordata; Actinopteri; Syngnathiformes; Syngnathidae. Gene Ontology annotation, molecular function: ATP binding; protein kinase activity. The coding region runs from base 673 to 3741 and encodes 1022 amino acids. Gene Ontology annotation, biological process: protein phosphorylation.
GUUGACCAAUCACAGGGAGAGAAAUGACGGCGAGUCUUCCAGCAAACCCUCUUCUGUAAUCCCCGUUAGCUUUGUUAAUUGGUUAUUUGAUCAAGAUCACUGGAUUUAUAUAGCACAGACAGCCCAAGAUACGAUAUUUGUUGGAGACACUGAAAGAAGGGAAGUGAAUUCAUUUAGCGUGAUGUAAUAUCUUAGAUUUAGAAGCGUAUGCGGGCAUGUGUGAUAAGCCGCUUUGGGUAGUGCAGAGCUACCUGCUGCCUGUGCAUGCAGCUGUCAUCGCACCUAGCUGGUUAGCUUAGCUGCAUAGGUGCGCUAACGACCGCUCCGGGCUAAUAGACUGUUAGUACAGUCAAAUCAGCAGUCGCUUUUUGGAGUUUAGAGUAGACCAGUGUUUCCCUUCUUGACGCCAAAACGUUAGUUAAGACACGUUCUGGUCCUGCCCUUUUCGGACAAAGCGUUAGCCCGGACAACCUGCUUUGUCUUUUUCGGAAUACUUUGAAGUCCAGUUUGUCAGCGAGCGUUAAGCUAGCUGCUGUCAUUCAGUCAAAGACAGCUACCUCAUCAGCCACCACCUCGGUCGGGGACCGAUUGUUCCUAAUUCACGACAGACUUUCUUUUGUGUUUUAUACACUUGGAUAUCGGAAUUGUCGAUUUGGAUAACACCUGCUGGGAAUGAAGAAAUUCUUCGACUCACGCCGGGAGCUCGUGAGCUCGGGGCCUGGUCCGGGAGCCGGCGGAGGGGGCGCCGGUUCCAGCAGCGGAGGCAGCUUCAUCGGCCGGGUUUUUACCCUUGGACGACAUCAAGUGACCAUCGAAGAGAUCGUGGCUGAAGGAGGUUUUGCCAUUGUUUUUUUGGUGCGAACAAAUCAGGGUCAGCGGUGUGCUCUAAAGCGGAUGUAUGUUAACAAUGAGCAUGAUCUUCAAAUCUGCAAAAUGGAGAUACAGAUUAUGCGGGACCUCGUAGGGCACAAAAACAUAGUUGGCUUCCUGGAUUCCAGCAUAGCUGCAGUUGGAGCUGGCGAUGUGUGGGAGGUCCUAAUUCUUAUGGACUUCUGUCGAGGCGGACAGGUGGUCAACCUGAUGAACCAGCGCUUACAGACAGGCUUCACAGAGGCAGAGGUGUUGCAGAUCUUUUGUGACACGUGUGAGGCUGUUGCUCGUCUUCACCAGUCCAAGACUCCAAUCAUUCAUCGAGACCUCAAGGUGGAAAAUAUUCUUCUGCAUGACCAUGGACAUUAUGUGCUGUGUGACUUUGGGAGUGCUACAAACCACUUCCAAAACCCACAGACAGAGGGUGUACCUGUCAUCGAGGAGGAAAUUAAAAAGUACACUACUUUAUCAUAUCGUGCGCCAGAGAUGGUCAACCUCUAUGCUGGUAAAGUCAUCACAACAAAGGCAGAUAUAUGGGCUAUGGGAUGUCUUCUCUAUAAACUAUGCUACUUCACGCUUCCUUUUGGGGAGAGCCAAGUUGCUAUCUGUGAUGGCAGUUUCACCAUUCCAGACAAUUCACGCUACUCCCACGAUAUGCACUGUCUCAUCAGAUAUAUACUGGAACCCGACCCCGACAAGAGGCCAGACAUCUAUCAAGUAUCUUACUUUGCCUUCAAACUGAAUGGACGAGAGUGUCCUGUUCCAAAUUUACAUAAUUCAUCCAUUCCUGCAAAACUACCCGAGCCUAUCAAAGCCAGUGAAGCAGUGGUCAAAAAAAGUCAAACCAAAGCCAGGAUCACAGACCCCAUUCCUACCACCGAAACCUCAAUAGCGCCUCGACAAAGGCCUAAAGCUGGCCAGACUCAACCACAGCCUAUAUCAGGCAUCCUUCCCAUACAAGCAGGUCUGACCCCACGCAAGAGGCCCAAUGUUGCUGCUGCUGCUGCUGCAGCACCCCAGGCCAUAGGUGUAGGUAUUAAUGUCCCAGCUCCAGGUGCCCUCCAGACUUCCCAGCAGGCUCCUGCUGCAGCACAGGCUUCAGUGCGACCAAUGCAAACCACCACCAUUCAGCCUCAGGUCACACCGCGACCUCAGCAGCUCCUCAUGAAACAGCAGCAGCCUUCUGCUUUCGUACACCUACAGAAUGCCCAGCAGAGCUUUGACCACCAAGUCCAGCAUACUGCCACUGUGACACCCACGCUGCUGCAGUACACAGCUAAGCCAUAUUUCCUCGCUCUCACACUGCACCGGCAGCAGCAGCAUGAGGUCCAGGAAAGCCCAGUUCUCCAUCUGACCCCCAUCCCUGAGUGCUCCGUCAUUGGGCCAGAUGCUGAUCCAGAUGUGGCAACUGGAAGAGGGCACAAAGUCGGCUCCCUAACACCCCCAUCGUCCCCGAAAAUGGCAGCCAAAAGUGGUCAUAGACGCAUCCUGAGCGACGUCACUCACAGUGCCAUCUUUGGGGUCCCCAUCAGCAAGUCCACCCAGCUACUGCAGACAGCCGCAGCUGAGGCCAGCCUCAACAAGUCCAAGUCAGCCAGCACGACUCCUUCUGGCUCUCCAUGCUCGUCCCAGCAGACUGUAUAUCACCCAGCUGAUGUGGACACCAGGUCUGCCAAUGUUACACCCAAAACUCAGCCCAGUUGGAACCCCUUUGGCGACGAUAACUUCUCUACGCUAACUGCUGAGGAGCUGCUUAACAAAGACUUUGCAAAACUAGGUGAAACUGCUGCACCAGGGGAGAAGUCCAGAGGUGACACUCUCAUUCACGGGCUCAAUUCAUUUGCAGACUCUUUAAAUGGGAAAGACUCUCUGCUGGGCUGCCAUCUUCUAUCUCAUACUUCUCCUCACGGAAACCAGAAUGUUUCUGCUACUUCUUCCUAUCGGCCCUCUGCUCCUCUUGGCUCCUGCUCCGCAGCCUGCCUGGAGGAGCUGCAGCCUGCUCAGACAGCUGCUGACUCUUCUUUCCUCAUGUCGCAAGGAGAGAAAGGGAAUAGUGACGAGUUUGACCCUAUUCCUGUGCUCAUCUCCAAAACCUCAAACCAAGAUGUGCAGCUGGACAGGAACGGCUACUCUGUACUUGGCGAAGAAGGGUGCGGCAGCGAAACUGUUAGAGACUCUGCAGCAAACGACAUAUGUGUUCACUCCAGUGAUGAAGACCAGGAAAAAGAAACCGGUCAAGAACAGCAGCAGAAUUUCGGGGCUGACGCCGAAGGUCCUACUUCGGCCCAAGACCUCAGCGGCUCCAGACCACUGCUGCUUGACUCUGAGGAGGACGAAGAACACGGAACUCAGCCGAGCUUCCACUCAACACCAGCUUCCUGUGUGGCAUCAUCCGCCACCGUUGCCCAGAAUCAUUCCCAACUUGAUCCCGAACCAGCCAGCGCAGAUGUCUUCUCAAAAGCUCCUUUUUGCCUCACCCAGCAAGGAGCGGGCGACGUGUUCGCCAACGCGCCAUUCCCGAGCGGCCCGUUGGCAGCCCAACAGCAGCCGGACGUGUUCUCCCAGGCUCCGUUUGCGAAAAGAAAGGGGGCCGCACUACCUGCGUACCUUCACGGGGCAGCUCUUGUCCCUGAGCAAGGCACACUUGGACAAAUUGCACCGCAUCCGUUCCGCCCGCAAGAGCUCGCGAAAUAUUCCCGCCACUUUGAGGGAACGGUCGUCCCGCAGAAUGAGGGCUCUUUUCAUGUGAGCAAUCAAAGUUGUGUUCACACUAUUGACCCUUUUGUCUCUGCGCCUUUUCACCUCAAAGCCCCACAGGAAAAGCCAGCGCUGCAGCUGGACUGCAGGACUGCCCCAAAAGUUUUGGGGUGAUGAUGCAAAGACUCUUAGUGGGGGACACGGUGGCUCUUUGAUUCUUCCAUUUCACAAACGAGCAGAGAAAAGCAUGCAUGCAUGCGAGGGCUGCAAACUGCAACCAUUUCUUGAACCACCCAAUCAUUUUGUGCCUAAACCUCAGCAGACCUUAACCAGCACUGUCACAUGGUAUCAAAUGCUUAUUGUAAUGCGUUUGUUAAAAAAAAAAAAAACGCACAUUGUUCACAUUGGCACAAUAACAGCAAGUACUGUACACAAUUGUCAUUUGGGGUUUUGAGACCGUAUGGCACUGCUGCUCCUUUGAAAACCAAAAUGUCCAGUUUUGUUACAUGUUUACAUACCUUUUGUCCCUCCAAUCAGCGUUCAUUCUUUAAAUGACGCAAGUCUCUUGCACUUGGCCAUUGAUAUCAGCAGAGUUGUUGCUUUAAUCAUCUCAAAUUAGUUCCCACUGGAAUUCCUGGACUUCCUUUUCCUGUUCAGUCUUUUUGGUACGGCCUUCUGCAAAAGGACAGCAAGGGUGGUCAAGCAUGUUUUCUUGCCUACCUCACAAUUGCCUCGUUGGUCUUUUUCUUUGAAUUCAAGCUGAUCAUAUUUACAUCUUUUGUCUCUUUGAGGCAGUUUAAGUCACUGACUCGUCUCUGCUGAAAACGAAACACACUGUUAGUGUCCAUUGCAUGUGGCAUAGUUAAGGACUGUUUGUAUACAUGUUAGGAAUAGACUCCAUUGUACGGUAUGUACUAUUACCCGAACAUUGGACAUUAUUCGAUACAUAGUAACAUGCAAUGAAUGUGGUUCUUAUGUCAUUGAAAUACUGUAUCAAGAGCACUUAUUGGUCAGGGAUUGGUAAACUCUUCAUAAAGAUCGGUGGCCUAUUAAAGACAUUCGUUAAGAACUGUUUGCUUGCUGAGCUCUGUCAAGUCACGGAGCACUUUGGUUUUCAUCAUGGCACUUUUUUGUAAUAGCAUCCAAACCGAUUGAACCCAAAGUAGAAUGAAAAUGUUUAUGUGUUGUAAUCUAAAAUGUUCUGUUUUUAUUUCUGUUUGAAUAUAACGCAACUGGAAAGUGUAUUUUGGCGCAUGUUUGAAGCGCAGGUUUCAACAGCUGACUUAUACUGUAAGGACGAAAAAAAGCUUGAAAUACAACACAGCCUGUCUUUUGUUGUCAAGAAAACAAAUUAAAUGAAUGUAAAUCACA